Molecule: messenger RNA, 1085 nt
Organism: Linum trigynum
Lineage: Eukaryota; Viridiplantae; Streptophyta; Magnoliopsida; Malpighiales; Linaceae
Source: the annotation of a GenBank genome assembly
CAUCCAAUCCUAAUCAAUAUCUGAUUCUUCGAAAAAGUCAUUUGAUUCCCAAUGAUUUCGUCAGUUAUGGAGAUUAAUCGUCGUCCCCUCUUCUUCUCCUCCUUCCUCAGCAACUUCCUGCCCAACCCAAAAGACUUAAUUGUUCCCCUGAGAAUUUUCAAAGUCAGCAUUUGAUUCCGCCAUGGAAACGACCUGACCAAGCUCGUCAUUGAAAGUUAUAAAACAACACUCCUUUUUCCCAAAAUCCCCUGUUUCCCAAUUUCACCGGAGAUGGGGAAACCGAUCAUCGAAAACAAGGUACUGUACUACCCUGUAAAGCCUCUAGCUUUCUUCUCCGUAAUCUUCAUCCUCACCGUCUACCUCGUCCGCACAAGCAAGAUCACCACCACCGCCGUCCCUCUCCCUUCCUCCGAACCCCACCGCCGCCGCCGCAGAAUCAUCAAGUCGUCGUCGUCGUUUGACGAAGAUUCCGGUCAAUACCCAGAAACCUACCUAGUCCCUCCGACGAACCUCACAACACAAGAAAGAAUCCACUGGUUCAUAGCCAACCUCCCUGCAUUCCAGAUCAUGAAAUCGGACAACCUGCCGAGCAGGUUCCACAAUCGAGCCCGCCGGUUCCUCCUCCGAAACCAAUGCGAGCUCCGGUUCUUCAUGACGUGGAUUUCCCCUGCCAGUUCUUUCGGAAACAGAGAGUUUCUAGCAAUGGAGUCCCUGUUCAAGUCCCUGCUCGGAGUCCCUGUUCAAGUCGAAUUAUGGAGAGUUGAAUUGGAGAAGAAGGCACAAGAUAGCGAUGGGGACGGCGAAAGGGAUUGAGUAUCUCCACAAGGGAUUCCAAAGAAGAAUCAUUCACCGGGACAUCAAAUCAUCUAAUGUCCUAUUGACGGAAGAUUAUGAGCCCAUGGUAUGUUCCUUUUAUUUUUUCUUCUUCUUCUUCCCUUCACAAAUUUGUUGCUCUGUUUAUCCGUCUCUCACCGGUUUCAAUUCAAAUUGCAGAUAUCGGAUUUCGGGUUGGCGAAAUGGCUGCCAACGCAAUGGUCUCACCAUUCAAUCGGACCCAUUGUAGGAAAUAAAGAAAUUAUGUUUUU